AUGCAGCCCGCCAUGCAACGCAAGAGAAAGCUCUCCGUCUCCGGCCCUGCCACCAAAGAUACACUCGUCAAGAAGUUCAAGGAAGAAAUCGACGCAGAGAAGAGAAAGAAGAUACGCCUCGAAUGGUAUCUCAAGCAGCUCCUGCUCGAGAAGGAGAUGCUCGUCAAGGAGAACGAGAUUGAAUUCGCGCAGGCGAUGCAAUCUAUCGCAAAUCUCGACGCCGCUUCUGCUUCGCUUCCCACCACCGUACGACCCGUCAUCACGACCACGACCCUCACGACUGCCCCCGUCGCCAUCCCGAUCAUGACCACCACCGCCUCCGCUUCGUCGAUGGAAACGUCGACUGCCGCCUGCCUCGACGCCAGCCCCAGCUCCUACAGCUCCUACUUCUCGAUCCGAAACGAACUGCCGGUCAAGAUCGAGGCCGAGGAAGAUUUGGGUGCUGACGUCGCCAGCCCUGGCCCCACCACGGAGGAUUCCAACCUCGACGAGCUGCCAAUAUUUGAGCCGCAUGAGGAGAGCAAGCCCCUCGAGGAAAUCUUCAGCACCGAAUGGGAACAGACCCACUGCUGGUGGGAUGAAGACGAGCUGUCUCAAUUCCUCGCCGUUCCACCAUCUCUCAUGGUGUAG
This is a messenger RNA of Acanthamoeba castellanii str. Neff, 630 nucleotides long. RefSeq lists its product as uncharacterized. The transcript has a single exon. Lineage: Eukaryota; Discosea; Longamoebia; Acanthamoebidae. The record is from RefSeq and is a predicted model, not a curated record. The coding region runs from base 1 to 630 and encodes 209 amino acids.